This is a messenger RNA of Acaulospora colombiana, 727 nucleotides long. Lineage: Eukaryota; Fungi; Glomeromycota; Glomeromycetes; Diversisporales; Acaulosporaceae. The record is from the annotation of a GenBank genome assembly.
UGAAUCCUACUUGCAAAUUGAAAAGAUAAUCUUAGCUGCCUACAGAACGGGUGCCCAUGCAAUUCAUCCAGGAUAUGGAUUUUUAUCUGAAAAUGCAGAAUUCGCUAGACAAGUAGCCGAGGCUGGGAAACGUUAUUCCACUUAUGAUCUGAUCUUCAUUGUCAUACCUGGCUACAAUGGCGAUGAUCAAAGUUUGGAAGUAAUAGUGCAAGAGGCUAAAAAGAUUGGAUUUCCAAUAUUAUUGAAGGCCUCCGCCGGAGGAGGUGGUAAAGGCAUGCGCGUGGUAUACGAGGAAUCAAAACUAUUGGAAGAAAUCGAGCUUGCCAAAUCGGAAUCUCUCAGGUCCUUUGGUUCCGAUAGACUUUUAAUAGAAAAGUAUUUUGAUUCGAUCCGUCAUGUCGAGGUUCAAAUAUUAGGAGAUCAAUACGGAAACGUUUAUCAUUGUUUUGAGCGAGAUUGUUCUGUACAGCGCCGUUAUCAAAAAGUGAUUGAGGAAACGCCUUCCCCAUUUCUAGAACAAGACCUGAGAGAUCGAAUGUUUGAAGUUGCCGUCCAAAUUGGAAAAUUUUUGAAAUAUUCCGGGGCUGGUACUGUCGAAUUCAUUGUGAUGGGGAACAGAGGAAGUUCGAGUUUGCAAAUGGAUCCGGGCACACUUGGCAGCGAGAAGUUUUUGUUCAUGAAUACCGAAGUUCCGAACAAUACAAGUUCACCAGAAGGGAUAAGUUGA